Cinclus cinclus is the source of this 2179-nucleotide messenger RNA. RefSeq names its product T cell activation RhoGTPase activating protein (gene TAGAP). Lineage: Eukaryota; Metazoa; Chordata; Aves; Passeriformes; Cinclidae. The coding region runs from base 95 to 2179 and encodes 694 amino acids. Gene Ontology annotation, biological process: signal transduction; regulation of Rho protein signal transduction. Gene Ontology annotation, molecular function: GTPase activator activity. The transcript has 10 exons. The record is from RefSeq and is a predicted model, not a curated record.
GGAGGUGAAGGAGCUCUGGCUGGACUCACUUCUUGGGCAAACAAAAGGACUAAAGGAAACCAGAGUGUCCAGAGCUCCUCCGAUCAAACUCCUAAUGAAAGUGUUAAGCAGCUGUAAUACUUCAAAGACAGUAAAUGCUGGGAACAUGGAGCAUCUGAUUGAGUGCCAGACAGGGGCUGGUGCCAAGACAUGUCCCCUGUCAGUCCCAGCAGAUACUGAAGAUGGACUUUGCCUCUCAAAUGCAGAUGGAACAAAGAAAAGAAAGAAGGUGAUAUCACAGUCUUUUACUCUGAGACGAAGCCUUACCAAAAGAAAUUCCUCAGGACAGAUAGACUUGGAUGCCAAAAUCACUCUGUUUGGCCAUCCUCUGGCACUUAUCUGUGGGGAAGAUGACACACUGCCGCAGCCAAUCCAGGAUCUCUUAGCCAUAUUGUAUAUGAAAGGACCCUCUACUGAAGGGAUAUUCAGAAAAGCUGCCAAUGAGAAAGCACGAAAGGAGUUGAAGGAGGACCUAAACAAAGGCAGGAAUGUUGAUCUUAAAGGCAAAUCUGUGCACCUGCUGGCAGUGGUUUUGAAGGACUUUCUCAGAAAUAUUCCCUCCAAACUCCUAUCAGCUGACCUCUAUGAGAAAUGGAUGCAAGCUCUAGAGAAGCCAAGCAAGCAAGAAAAAAUCAAAGAAUUGAAAGAGGUGGCUGACAAGCUGCCGAGACCAAACCUGGUCUUGCUCAAGCUCUUGCUCACUCUGCUCCACCACAUCAGCCAAAGUGCCGAGACCAACAGGAUGGACUCCAGCAACCUGGCCAUCUGCAUUGGCCCAAAUAUGCUGAGCCAAGGGACGGACAACGCACUCCCUCUGGAAGUGCAGAAGGAGAUGAAUGACAAGGUGACGGUGUUGGUGGAGUUCCUCAUAAAAAACUGCUCAGAAAUAUUUGAGGAGGACAUUACCUUCCCUGCCUGUGCCUUGACUCAGGAGUCACCGGAGCACACAGACAGCUCCACAGAACAACUCUGUGCAGCUCAUCAGAAUGACUCUGCCUAUGACAGCCCAGAUCCUGAAGCAGAAGGCAGCCCCUGUAACUCUGAGAUGGAGCAGGUCAAAGGGAGGAGUGCUACUGUGAGCAGAAAAUAUCCAACAAAUAUCUCUGUCCCUUCACUGACUAAUUUCAGAAAUGACAUCAGCACAAUAGACAGGAGGUACUCAGAGUCAGACCUGUCCUUCCAGAACUGCCUUGAUGACACAAUAAGAAAACAAAGGCUAAACAAAAGUGAGGACAAUUUUUCAGUUCAGCAGAAACAGCUAUGGAUGGAGGCAUUGGAGGACCGUCUUGCAGGCUUACCUUCACAAUUAUCAACUGACUCUCUACCCAAAACAUCCUCCAGUUGCUCCUUGGAGAGCUCUGAUGGCUCAGUUUUCACCAGUUCCCCAGUAGUUUCGCCCUCUAGCCCCAAGAAAACCUUUUUAAAUAGGCCUCAGUCCUUUUCUACCAAGGCCACUGAAGACUGCAGUACACCUAGCAGAGAGAUCAAAAAACAUUCCAUGUCAUUCUCUUUUGCAAACCGCAGGAAAACACUAAUAAAAUCCCAGGGUUGGGAGCCUGGAAAAAACAUGUUUUUUCGGAGGGAUAGUUUCACAAAGAAAGAUGAUCAGUUCUCCUGCAGAAUUGUCCAGGAGGACAGCUGUAAUGAUGACAAACUAUUGCCUGUGGAGUAUCAGCAAAGGCUCCGUCUCAGGUCAGUUGAUGAAGUGUUCAGAGAGGUAGACCAGAAAAACCCUGGAAGACCACCGUCUUAUGAAGAGGCUGUUAAAAACUGCCUGGCCACUAAAGUUCUCUCCCAGAAUCUCACGGUUCAAACUCUGAGAUUAGCGGUGUCAAACCAGGAUGUUUUGCUGCCUCAUCCACGCAGUCACAGUGCACAGGACACAGCGUAUAUGGAUCUGAGGGAUCUACACUGUGCCAGAGUUUCUGCAUCAAAGGACUCUAACAUGGAAACUGAAACCUUCAGCAUCACUGUAGGAGUAAACUCCCGUGUGAAUUUACCUGUGACCCCAGGAGUCUACCGGAUGAGAGCCAUGUCUGAGUCCUGUCAAAAGAACAAACUUGAGUAUAUGGCUCGGAGGUGCAGCCAGCCAGUUUUUGAGGUGGAGCAGAUCCAGUAUGCUAAAGAGUCCUACGUUUAA